This is a messenger RNA of Gryllus bimaculatus (two-spotted cricket), 2392 nucleotides long. Lineage: Eukaryota; Metazoa; Arthropoda; Insecta; Orthoptera; Gryllidae. The record is from the annotation of a GenBank genome assembly.
UUUUAUAAUGAAUGGUUCAUGUUGAUGUCGCACAUGCUGGGUUUAUACUUCAUAGUGAUAUUGCGAUAAUUUUUACUCUGUAGGAGUGUGUAAAAAAAUCUAUAGAAUGUGAGUUAAUUUAAUAAUUUCGGUGAGACAUUAGCUCGGAGAGACUUUCGAUUAUGAUUAUAAUGUGGAAAAUCGUUCAGUUGCUCCCAACCUUAAAUGGCAAUAUUUUAUUUGUUGGAUUAAUUUUACUAAGCCACUUCUUCUUCCCGAUUGUUACGGUCGUAGUUACUACAGUGCAUACUUACACAAUCACAGACAGUGUGGAAUUCAUGGACUCAGAUAUUUAUUUUGAAAUAAUUGAACCAGAAGAAUUAAGUUACACUUAUAAAAUAAGACCUGCCAAAGAUUUUGGGAUACCACUGAAUGAGUCAUUUGCGGGAGUAGAAAUACCACUAGUACCUGUUGACCCACCAUGUGGAUGUGGAUGGCCACGGAAUGCUGAAGAUUUAGAAGGAAGUGUGGCGUUAGUAGAGAGAGGAGAAUGCUCUUUCCUAAGUAAAACUGUUCGAGCUGAAGAGGUGGGAGCGAGAGCCGUAAUAGUUGCAGAUCAUGAUGAAAAUGCAGAUGAAUAUUAUAUUGAAAUGAUAGAUGAUAAAACAUAUCGAGAUGUUCAUAUACCUGCUGGAUUUUUAUUGGGAAAGAAUGGGCACAUGAUACGGAAAACUUUAAAAAGAUUGAAAAUGAAAUUUGCUAUUAUCAACAUACCUGUGAAUUUAACUUAUGUACCAAUCCAUAAAAUGAACCAACCUCCAUGGUUGGGUUGGUAGCUAAAUAGGAUCAACAAAUGUAACGCAAAUAAAUGCUAGUCACUUUGAAGAACUAGUAAAUCAUGUCAGUACAUUGAAACUAGGAAUGCUCAACCUAAGUAAUGCUGCAAUUGAUUUAAAAGUUACUUGAAAAAUAUUAGUAGAAGAGAUGUCAUUCCUUUGGGCAGAAGUAGCUUCUGUUAUUUAAUGAGUUUAAAGAAUGAGAAAACCAACUUAUUACAAAAUACUUUAUUUUUGAAUGAAAAUAAAAUUGUCCUUUUCUUUUAUUCUUCUAAUAUUUGUAAAGCUAAGAGACAUAUUGACAAGUGAGAAACAGAAGAAAGUGCCUGCAAAAAGUAUUAGACUGUAGUGGAUUAAAGUUACAAUAUUAACAUCUUUUCUCAAUUCAAAAAGCCUUAAAAAUGAAGGCUGUCUGUCAUAGCCUCUGCAAGUUACAAACUUUUCAAUUGAGUUUUGUUAGGUUGAGCAUCUCCGUUAAAGACAAAUGUACAAGAAAAGGCUGCCUGCUUAUGAUUACUUUUGUUUCUCAAUACAAUUUUGUUUGUGUAUUUCAUAAUUAAUCAUGUGUUCUGACAAUUUUUUACCCAUCUCAGUAAGAGAAAGUAGAAAAUAUGAUAUUAUUAAAGUGUGUAUGGAAAUUCAGACAGAUGAAAAGACCUUGUAUAUGUAAAGUUAGUUACGGCAGUCUCAGAUAAUAACAGCACAUAGUGUUGGUGAAUUUUUAUGUUCCUGAUGUUUUGUAAUUUUUUGUUUAAUACUGGUAUGUUUUGUUAUAUUUUUAAUUUUGGGGGUUUAUAAUUAUAUUUUCAAAAUACCAUUUUGUGUUUGUCGGGCAUUAUCUUUAUUCUGAAUAAAGGUUGAAGUGUGUUAAUAGAAAAUGCCUUUUACAUUCUCAUAACUUAACUAUGUUCAUGUUUUGAUUUCCUAACUCGAGGGCCAAGGGCACUUAUCCUGAGAAUAGUUUUACCUUUUUGACCACCUACUGUCAAGUCUAUCUCAUGCUCCGAGUAAGAAAUUUCAACCUUAAGGAAGAGCUUAAUUUAUUGGUGAAUGGAUUGUUUGAAGUAGAAUCUGUUGUGGUACAGGUCAAAGUAUCUUUCUUAUUUGUUUGUUUUGGAGGUCUUUCAUAUUAUAUUACCAGAUCUGUGCAGAGUAUACUGCAAGUACCUCGACUUUCCCCUGGUAUUUGCUCAGAGGUUGCAGAACAAAAGUUUACAAAAUGUUCUGAAGAACCUUUCUUUUUAAUGAGUUAUGUAACUUAUAGUAGAGUUGUAUAUUUACACAUGUUUUGUACUUUAUUCUUGACAUUGUAAUACAAAUGUAAGGGCCUUGAAAGCAAAGCGAGAAAUGUCUGCAUGUGGGCUUUGACUCAGUUGAUUCAGAGUUUGGCAGUGUUUCAAUGAUGCUGUGUUGGAUGCAUUUCCUUCAACAUUGCCAGGCACACCUGAGUCAUCAAAUUGGCUAUUAUGACAUGAUGAAGUACAUUUUCAUUUCGAAAUUGUUUUCUUUCUCAACAAUUAAUCCAAACACAGAAUUAAUUUAGACUCCUAUUUUUCCUGUAUUUUGAAAAUUUCAAA